AUGCUUUCUUUCCUUAGCCCCUUCCUCAUACAACUAUCGGGGUGUUACCUCACCCUUGCCUUCACAGGGGCACGACCGGCCGAGUUUGUAGACGGCGAGAGAAAAAGCGGCAACGAUACAUGUCUGGAGGAGUUAUUUCCACAGAAAGCAAUAGGGGCUUUUGGCAAAGAUAAAGACAGGGCACUUGACGAAAAUUCCCAGCUCCUCCAAGAGCUACUCGCACAAGAAACCAUUUGCCGUGGACGUCCAAAGGCGCUCUGUUACGAAGACAUUUUGCUGAUGGUCGUACGCCACCCUGACACCGGCGGCAACGUCCUGGCGAUGUCCAUCAAGUUUAUAUACCACAAAGGAGCAGAUAAUAAGCCAAAACCGACUAUCUUCUUCUUUACCCCUACCAGAAGAUUAAUCUUCUGUCUUAUCAGCGUUAUUGUUAGUCUAGCAGGAUCUGAUGGCGCGUUUGCAGCGACGAAUUUAACUAGUGCCAGACAAGUCUUUCAGGUUAAGAACCAGGGACCAGUCAAGUGCACUCCGCUACGCUGGAAGAAAGAGUGGCUCAAGCGGCCUAUAUUCCGCCGGUGCGACGACUCUUUGCCGGAGGAUAAACCCGACGACUUGAUUUCAAAAAAUGAAUUGGACGAUGUUGUUUCAAGAUAUCAACCUCUUCCAUAUUACAAGCUAAGAGAUGAUAUGACGCAUUAA
Cryphonectria parasitica EP155 is the source of this 699-nucleotide messenger RNA. RefSeq lists its product as uncharacterized. The record is from RefSeq and is a predicted model, not a curated record. Bases 1 to 699 code for a protein of 232 amino acids. Lineage: Eukaryota; Fungi; Ascomycota; Sordariomycetes; Diaporthales; Cryphonectriaceae. The transcript is spliced from 2 exons.